This is a messenger RNA of Parastagonospora nodorum SN15, 657 nucleotides long. RefSeq lists its product as hypothetical. Bases 1 to 657 code for a protein of 218 amino acids. The record is from RefSeq and is a predicted model, not a curated record. The transcript has 2 exons. Lineage: Eukaryota; Fungi; Ascomycota; Dothideomycetes; Pleosporales; Phaeosphaeriaceae.
AUGACCACGGCACUCGAGACGCUCGUCUGUGGCGGGAAAGAAAUUUUUUGGGCCGGCGACAUCUGGACCCAGCCACUGAAGCAUGCCAUCCUCAACCACACCCCCACGCUGAAACACCUUGAGGUGGUCGGAAUAGACAACCUUGAUGAUGUUCCACGGCAUCAAAGGAUCACUCUUGUCGGAAUGCGACGCCUCGAAGUAUUGCACAUCAAUUACAGCGCGCUAGAAGCUAUCGACUACAGUCCGCACCACCCAAAGACGCUCGUUCCCUUGCGAAUGUUGUUACCAGAGAGUCUCAAGAGACUCACGUUGCACUUUACCUGCUUCUGGGAUGAUAGGCACUCUGAUCCCAGCAAUGUGUCCGGCCUAUUGGACGAAGACUACACCGACUCACUUAUAUCCGUACUCUCGAUCCCAUCAUUAAAGACAUUCCACAUGGACGUUGAGUUUUGGUCCCACGCCCGCGACGUCUUCUUCUGCACUCUUCACAUGAUCGAACUUGCUGCUCAAACUGCGCAUGUCGACUUCACUUUCAGUAUUCGCGAGAUGGAUUCCGCGAUGCAUGAUCCUGACAUGAACGAGGAUGAUGCAGAGGAAGAGGCGCGUAGGUUGAUUUGGUUUGUCGAUUACAACAGUGACUCGGAUGACUCAGACUAG